This is a messenger RNA of Morchella importuna, 345 nucleotides long. RefSeq lists its product as uncharacterized. Lineage: Eukaryota; Fungi; Ascomycota; Pezizomycetes; Pezizales; Morchellaceae. Bases 1 to 345 code for a protein of 114 amino acids. The transcript has a single exon. The record is from RefSeq and is a predicted model, not a curated record.
AUGUGGAGUAGUGCUAUCGUACUCCACUUCAUUGAAAUGGCAUUAUGCUCAACAUUUGUCGAGCCAUCAAUAUCUGACUCCCUCACGGGUCUCGCUCGUGGGGCGGGGCCGCACUGGAAAACCUCUAUCCCGCUCCCAGAACUGCCCGCUAUUAUCGAACAGACCAGCGACGGUCCUGGUCCACGAAAGCUUAAACGAAGAGGGCCGAAAUUUCACCAAGUUCUCUGUUUGAGUAGUUGGGGGGGUAUUGAAAUCAAGGAUAUAUCCUUGGGUGGAAGUAAAGUCAAUAAGGCGCAACCAGUCUUUGGACUUUCAAAAGAUCUGGUUGCCCUCUCGGUGGUGUAA